GAAGUACCAUUACAAAACCAAAUGACACAUAAAAGUAUGGCAAAACCAACUGUAUCCCAUCAUUCCCAUAAUAUAAGUGCUUCAGAACAAUUUAGAAGUGUGUCUUAUGAACUUCAUAUAUCUAUAUCAUCUUGUUUGAUUAAAGUGUCUAUGAAACUUAAUGCUAUGGGUCUGAUAUCACAGAGUCUAAAUGAUGAUAUGAUUGAUGAAAACAAAAGCCCUUCAGUAAAAGCUGCCAAAUUGGUAUCUGAAUUGCAAAAAACUCUUAAUGCCCAUCCUAAUCCCAAAGCAUAUCUUAAUAAAGUGUGCACAGCAUUGAAAGGUAUUGGAGAGAAACAAAUAACUGAUGCAGUGAACAAAAUGGGUAUCAUAGAUUUCACAUGUAGAUAUGACAAAUUAUCUCCUGUUCUUGAAUCAGAACAUGAUCAUCAUUACAAGGGAGUAUAUUGUAAGCUCUGUGAUGAUUACCACCUGAAACCUGAAGACAUUCAGCAAAAAGUAUCAAACAACAAAUCUCCACCAAAUAUGGUUGAUCUUAUCAACUUGGUUGCAGCAAAGAUUCAAGACAAAGUUUUAUGAAUUUGGAACAGCACUUCAUUUGGAUGAUAGUUUUUUAAAGAGUCUCUAUGAUACUUAUCAUAAUCCCAUGGAUAGAUUCAUUGCUGUUUUUAAUAGGUGGGAGGACAAUGAUCCUGACACAUACACAUGGGCUACUGUCAUUAAGGUACUUCAGUCUGAUGCUAUUGGAGCUCAUGCAGUGGCUCAAGAUGUCAUGAAGCAUCUUACCACUAAUGCAGAGGCAGCAGAGCAUGCUUCCAACUAAUUGUAAUUGUGUGAUGUGUGCCAUUUAUUAUGUUUUACAAAGUUUAUGCCUACUUUAUUUUUACCACUUGUACAUGAUUUUCUAGAACUUUUGUUUUUACUAUUGAUGCUGUUAUUGUUAUUUUAUAUUUUUUUGCUGUGACUGUUUUUAUAUUCUUAGUAUACUGAAUUGACUUUUGAUGAUUGUAGAACUUCA
Molecule: messenger RNA, 1018 nt
Organism: Amphimedon queenslandica
Lineage: Eukaryota; Metazoa; Porifera; Demospongiae; Haplosclerida; Niphatidae
Exons: 3
Coding region: 22-579 (185 amino acids)
Source: RefSeq, a predicted model, not a curated record